GGUCGAUGGUGCACGUAGCAUCAAGCCUCCUGUGUUCAAUUGACCUGUAUCAUUGUGAGGUAGACGAUAAACGCCAUCCUUCCCUCCCACCGAAUCUGUCACUAUAAGACCCUUUAUUCUGCCGAACAUUCGAUACUUACACCGAAGCGACUGUCACAAACUCAUUGUAGCAAUAUGGUCCCCUCUCUCACCAGGCCACAAGGCCAGCUAUCACCUGCUGAAGCUCUCCACCUUGCGCAACAAGCUCCCAUCAUCUUGAAGCGCAACCCCAAGGCCUUCUCGGCUUCUCCUCUUGUAUCACUCUUUUCGGCAGCCGAAACACCUGAGCUAUGGACGAUCUACGAAAACCUCAUUAUCACAUGUCUUCGAACAGGCGACGACGAUUCAGCUCAUCUGUGCCUGGAAAGGUUGUUAUUGCGUUUCGGCGAUGAGAACGAACGCGUCAUGGCACUCAAGGGAUUGAUCAAGGAGGCGGAGGCGACAAACAACAGCGAGCUUCAGGAAGUGCUGAAGGAAUACGAGGAUCUUCUGCAGCAGGAUGGAACAAACAUUUAUAUUGCGAAGCGACGAGUGGCUCUUUUGCGAUCCAUGGGAAAGACAACGGAGGCAAUCGCGGCUCUAGUAUGGUUGCUCGAGUUCAACCCUACAGAUGCCGAGGCCUGGUCUGAGCUAUCGGACCUCUACCUUUCUCAAGGCCUGUACUCCCAAGCUAUCUACGCUAUGGAAGAGGUUCUUGUGCUAGCACCAAAUGCGUGGAACUUGCACGCAAGGCUAGGCGAGGUGACGUUGAUGGCAGCCAACGAAACAAGUGAUGGAUCUCCUCAGAAGUACCUGGCGAGCUCGGUAAAGCGAUUUUGCCGAAGCAUUGAGCUUUGCGAAGACUAUCUCCGGGGCUAUUAUGGCCUGAAGAAGGUCACUGAUAAGAUUCUGGCUGAAUAUGCCAAGCUCAAGAAGCAAUCAGAGAGUGAUGAGUUCUCUCUGCCAGACCAGCAGACUCUUACAAAAUUGAACCAGGCAGCCACAGCGAAGCUAGCGGAGAUCGUUCGUCGAUAUGGGGCUCGGGAACCCCUGUGGCAAGGAUACAAUGCAGACGAGAUUGCUGCGGCUCGCGAGCUUCUUGACAAGUCAUCGGCAGAGGUCGUCCGGUGAGCGACGCAUACAGCACAUAAGAGUCUCGCCCGAUGACAAGGCAAACUUGCUGCAUUGCGAUGCUGUGACUCAGAACAGCGAGUACAGGCGUGGUCGAGACACGUACCAUAUUUUUGACAGGAAGUUCUUCCCGUGGAGUCCGGUGCGUGAAUGUGCCUGACUAGUUCACUUGCAACGGCCGACGGGUCUUGGGCUAGAAAAUGUGGAAUGGGAGAGGCAGAGCAUAAGACAGACAAAAGCGGUCCUCUGAGGCUUUGACAGAUAACUUAGAAGUGGAGGCAACAAUGCCCAACUCGGCAUUGCUGGGCAUCUGCACGUGGCGCCAUACAGGGACAGGUCGGUGGGGUAUACCUGACUCUGAGGUGGGUGAUAAUCAAGUUUGACAGGGGCGAUGUGUUGAAUUUACAGAACUGGAGCUACCCAAUACCAACUGCUGGCUUAGGCAGAAAUUUACAACAAGCAACAGAGGGAUCAGUUUCGGUUCCCUUCUGUAAUACCACAGGAAGCAUCUUUGAGUACCACCAAGAUUGGUCUAAGGGUUAGAAUACCCGAUGUUUUGGGUCUCACAGUGAUCAGGACACCAUGGGCAUUGAAACUCGAAACUCAGAGAGAUUGACUUUCUCCACGUUGAAUGCGG
Molecule: messenger RNA, 1786 nt
Organism: Fusarium odoratissimum NRRL 54006
Lineage: Eukaryota; Fungi; Ascomycota; Sordariomycetes; Hypocreales; Nectriaceae
Exons: 3
Coding region: 175-1149 (324 amino acids)
Biological process (GO): protein folding in endoplasmic reticulum
Cellular component (GO): EMC complex
Molecular function (GO): protein binding
Source: RefSeq, a predicted model, not a curated record